UGCGUUUCAACAAAAUAAAGCCCACUCUACUGCCGACUACUGCAUUGGUUGUGCAUCGAACUGUGAUGCGUACGUACAAUUGUCUGCUGCUCCGCUGUUGUUGUCUUUCGUAACGUAGCGUUCGCCUUGCAGGGAGUGUCGCUUAGUGAACCAUCGAUUCGCCAAUUUCUGAUUAUUCCAACGUGAAAGUCGUGUAAACAGUUCGACCAGCUGCAGAAUCCGGACGGCUCCAUUUUACACAUCCCAAAUCGGAGAAGAUUCGCGAACAUGUUAUCGUCACCGAAGAAACUGUGCUACCACGAUGAUUCCUUCUAUAAUUUUUUGAUACGGGAUACUGAUGGGAAAUUAUUCUUGCGGAUCAGCGGUGGCGUCGGUGGCAUCAAACUGAAGGAUUUCCUAAAGGAGAUGCGGAAGCAAACUAAAAAAAUCUGUGUCGACAUCUCUGUAGACAAAGCUUUUUUUUUUUACCGCAAUUUUGUUGGGGAGUUUGUUUUAAUUCAUUCACAAUUGGAAUUGGAGAAGACAUUAGAGAUUACAAAAUACUUUGGUUCAAUGCCAUUAUAUCUAGGGAUUUCCUUAAAUAAAAAAAUCGCUGAAAUCUUUGCAGAAUGCGAGCAAUGUAGAAACAAAAAGAAAUACAGCAAUUCGCCCAUGCUCUCUAACAAGACAAAUCCCAAGUCUAGAACAAAGUUCAGUUCAGAACAAAGUUCGGAAAAUGUUGAAAUUGUGAAAGAAUGCAUUGAUGAAAAAUUUCUUGGUGAAAAAUGCUUGGAUGAAAUUCAUCAUCAAAGUAUCUUUGAACCUUCGAGAAUACCAUCAUCUCAAGAAAAAUUAUGCAACAAUUUGCACAAGAAACAGAAAGAAUCGAAGGACAUGAAAGUUUUAAGUCAGUUUAAUGAUUCGAGUACUGUGCCUCCUCCUUGGUUUGAGGAAUAUAUGAAAACGAUGAAGGACGACAUGAUAUAUAAAAUCACACACGAAGUGACGAAGAAGGUGACAAAAAAGAUGUUUAAACAUUUGGAUCUUUUUCUACAAAAUCUACCUGUUGAACAGAAUCAACCCUAUUAUAUUUCUUCUCCUUUGGAACGAGAGCCACAAUGUUCUUCUAAAUCGAUCGAGAAGAACCAAGGCCAGAAGAAAUCUCAGGACGAGGAGCAAUCGAGUGACGCCUCGAUUGAACGCAUAGAAGAGCCACAAAACGCGGAUACCGCGAAAGAUGUACAAGUGACAAAGAACGAGAGAUCCACAGUCAACAGUAAGAAAACAAUAAAGGACAUAUCGGAGAAUCUAAUUACGAUUGUUCCAUCAAAGAAACAUAAAAAAUCUGGCAACUUAAUUAAGAAGAAUCAUAUAGAGAUCGAGAAACAGUUGGAGCAUGCAGCAACAGUUUCCGAACUAAACUUAUUUCCGUUUUGGGAAAUAAAAAGGAGAAUGCAAAAGAAUGCAUUCAUCGACUAUGAGAUUAUGGAAGAGAAGAAGAAUCAACGGGAGGCUCAAAUACGGCAGAAUUUCGAUAAUCUGAUGAAUGACGCAAUAUUACAGGAAAAACCCGAUGAAAAUUCGUUUACGGCAAAUCCGAAGGUUCGACCGAUAAAAUCAGCAGACUGGAAGCCGGGAAAGAUCGAGAACGGGUUCCAUAUGAGUUGCUCCGUAACCGGGCAUCAAAUGUUGGACGAAAAUCAGCAAAAUAUCAAAGAUCUCUUGUCAGGUCGCUGCAGCGACGCGUUGGACGACGCGCUGCAGGAUGACGUUGACAAAAUCAGCUUCUGCUCAUGCAAUCAGGAAGAAAACGACGAUGACACUUUCGAGAUCAUUGAGAUCCCUCCGGAGAAGAACGACUCGUUUACGCGUCAUAAGGAGCCCGUCGCCGAGCAAGAGGGACGCAAUAGCAGCCGGGACUCGCCGAGUUUCGAGCUAGUGACCGAACCCUCGUCGCCGUGCUCCAUAUAUAUCACCGAGGAUCAUUUCGCAGCAAACGAGGGAAAGUCUGAUGAGGAAGAUCCGCGGUCGAACAAUAAUAAUAAUUCCACAAGCUGUGGUGGAUACCAGCCGGAAUUUGACGAGCCCGUCAAGUCGAUGGACGCCGACUUGGAGAAACGAUCCGGCGGCGCGUACUCCUUUGUCACGGAGACGCUGCCUGCGCAAGAUUUCAACUCGUUCUCCAAAUCGUUGCGCGCGAAGCAGCGGUCAAACGAGGGCAAGUAUUCUCGGGACGACGGUAGAUCAUUGCCCGAAGACACAUGCGGCUUGUACGACGACGUGAGGAGCUCGCACACGAGCUACCUGACUGUACAGACUCAUUGCGACUGCCUCUCGCAAUGCGCCAAUUUGGGUGACCUCACGCAGAGCUUCCACUCGCACACCACGUCGAUCAACGAUAUGACCGAUGUCUCGCACCGCUUAGUGAACACCGACAAUUCGCACUCUUCGCAGAUGCCGAGCACAGAUGCACAAGAUGCGGCGGCGAUUCCCAAGAGCAGCGUUGAUCCACAUGUCGACAAUGAUCGGGUGAAGAACGCCAAGAUGAACGAGAUGCACGACGCGGACAAUUAUCCGAAGUGCCGCGUUUCUACUCCGCAAGAUGUUUUUACCGAUACUCCGCAUCAGUAUCAUCGAGCGAACGGAUUGCCCGACAAGUCGAGUCCCUACGCAGGAUCGGGAAAGACGUUCGCCGCCGAGCAGCCUGGCACCGCUGAUUCUGUCCACAUUCUGCCGGAGACGUUGGUCAUCGCGGCCGCGCAAGUCGGGUCGUUUGCUUACGACACUGCGCGCGAGGUGUUCGACAAGAUACGAGCGCACGCGAAGGAAGAUUCUACUAAACGCCGAAGCGGAACAAAGAGCGAUCAUAAGAAGCCUUUCGGCAAUUUGCCGUUUAUCUAAUGGACUACUAAUCACCGAACCUUCGUUUAUAUAGUUAAUACAUUAAACACUACACCAGAUCGCUAAAUAGAUCUCUUAGACGACGGGUAAAUAAGCGGGAUCGAAUAGGUGAGACGCGAAACUGCUUCCUGCAGAUACUUCAAGCGAGGUGCGAUUGAAAUGUAUAACGUUUAAUGUAACGUUUAAUAAAUGUAUAACGUUUCGUUUACAACACUCUAGUUUCUUCGCAGCGAGUGAAAUCGAGUUUCGUACGCCGAUUAUUAUUAAUUGAGAGACGCCAAAUAUGCAGAGUGUCUCACUGCUAACGGAAGGAAUUUUAAUGAGACUGAAUCGAUAAUGCAAUCAAUAGUUUGACAGAAAUGACGAGGACGGCACUGAGACAUUCUGCAUAUACUGCAGGAUAAUCUUUAAUUGCACGCAAUAAGUAGAAUUGUGAGAGUAUUUCGAGCCAAAGAAAUCCCAUGGAAUAUCACACUUUUGUUUAUUGCGUAAAAUUAAGGACCACUGUGUAUGUGAUAGCACUUACAGUUGCAAUUUACGCUACAAUAUAGACUGUUAACACUGGUCGUAGGUAUAUUAAAGUUUAAAAACUAAUUAUACACAUAAUAAAAAAGCAGGGAAGAAGAGUGAUAAAUGCGAUAAUUUUAAGUCUGUUUCGAAAUAUUGAGUAGAAUACGCGUUAUUCGGGGCUGAAUGGUCGUUGCUGGCCUACGCGGAUAAUUUUGCAAGCUCGCUUGAACAGGACACUGUUCAAUUCUGCUAAACGCACCAGCCUGCACACCGGUGCAGGUUUUAGUACCCAGAUUCUGCUCGCCGACAAACUUCCUAGAUUCAGAAAGUCCACUGGUCAGUUUUCCAUAUGGCGUUUCACGAAACAAUUGUCGAUGUUCGAAGAUAAGAGCACAGCGACACUGAAUAUUUACUCGACUUAUUGCACUAUCGUGAUAUUAUCGAAUCACACGACACGUACUUGUGUCGUGGAUUUGCGGAAAUAAAUAUUAUAGACACAAAAAAUGGUUUGUAGUUCAAAUAUAAAUUUUCUCGAUUUCAAAAA
Linepithema humile (Argentine ant) is the source of this 3934-nucleotide messenger RNA. RefSeq lists its product as uncharacterized. The record is from RefSeq and is a predicted model, not a curated record. NCBI's taxonomy places the organism in Eukaryota, Metazoa, Arthropoda, Insecta, Hymenoptera, Formicidae.